Vitrella brassicaformis is the source of this 3968-nucleotide messenger RNA. NCBI's taxonomy places the organism in Eukaryota, Vitrellaceae. The record is from the annotation of a GenBank genome assembly.
CUUCAGAGACGUCUUCCUCUCCCCUCGCGGCAAAGGGAACGUCGCGGUGGUCCUUUGAUGUCUUCGAUUCGCGAGAUGGCUUCUUCAUGCAUUCUCGGCAUCUCGCUGCUUGUCGGCACCGCUCUCCCCUCCCUCCCUGUGGUUGCCACCAGGGAGUGCUCGCCGUCGAUGGCUUUUUGUGACUCCUCCCUGGACGAGACCACACGCGUCAGGGAUCUCAUUCGCCGCCUGACCAACCCUGAGAAGCUGUUCCAGCUGACGAACCAUGGGGCAGGCAUCAGGAGGUGAGCAGGGAACGAUGGAACGAUUGAAGCACGAUUGAUGCCAUUAGAUGCAGGGAGGGAGGGAUAAGGAUGGCAUGGCAUGGCAUGCACUGCACGCGAUGAUGCCUUGGCUUGGCUUGGCUUGGCUUGUUUGUCAAGACAGGCUGGGUAUACCUGCCUUCGAGUACUGGACAGAAGCUCUGCACGGUGAGCACGUCGUCUCUCUCUCUCUACAUGGUAUUGAUGGCCAUGCGUGUGUAUCGAUCUCUCUCUCUCUCUCUCUCUGUGUGUGUGUGUGUGUGUGUGUCGGCGGGUUUUGCUCUGUCUGUCAGGGGUGGCCCAUUCCCAGGGUGUCAAGUUCGGUGGCGACUACCCUUUCGCCACAUCCUUCCCUCAGGUGAUAGACGAGACGGACACUCUCACAUCCAUCCAUCCAUCCAUCGGCCGCCCACCCCACCUGUGUGCAGGUGACGACCAGUGCGGCGUCGUUCGACCGCCACAUGUGGCGUCGGAUCGGCAGCGCCGUGUCGACUGAAGUGCGGGCCUUCCACAAUGCAGGCAGGGCGGGCCUCACUGUCUGGACGCCCAACAUCAAUGUGGUCCGUGACCCAAGAUGGGGCAGGUACAGUACGUGUGGGGGGUGGGGUGGGGUGGGGUGGUGCAGACGGACGGGCGGGCACAACACGACACACACGUGACGUGUGGCCACUGCAAAGUGUGUGUGUCUGUCUGUCUGUCUGCAGGUCGCAGGAGACCCCCGGUGAGGACCCCUAUGUCGCGUCUGUGUAUGCGGUUGAGUACGUGAGGGGCCUGCAGAAGGGCGACGACAGGCGAUACGCCAAAGUGGCAGCCACCUGCAAACACUACACCGGUGAGAGACAGGAGAGAGAGGCAGGGCAGCGGACCUGAUGCAGUCAAGUGAUUCGAUUCCUCCUUCCAACCAGCCUUGCUGUGCUGUGUGCUGUGUGCUGUGCAGCCUACGACAUGGACAGCUGGAAUGGCACCGACCGCCACCACUACGACGCCAUCGUCCACCCCAUCGACCUGGCAGAGACCUUCCUGCCGCCCUUCCAGGCCUGUGUGGAGGUCGCCGACGCCCAGUCCAUCAUGUGCGCCUACAACGCCAUCAACGGUACGCCAGCCUGCGCCAGCCACCUCUUCCAGACGGAUGUUCUGCGGGACGCCUGGGGCUUCGACGGCUUCGUCGUGAGCGACUGUGGCGCCAUCAAUGACGUCUACGGCAACCACCACUAUGUCAAGAGCCGGGCAGAGGCCACUGCGGUCUCUAUAAAGGUGGGGGGAUGAGACGGUCAGAGGGAGUGGACCUUUGUGUGUGUGUGUGUGUUGACGUACCUACAGGCUGGGUGCGACAUGUCUUGCGGCAACACGUAUGAGCUGGGGGCCGACUUUGCGUUGCUGCGGGGGUUCAUGAGAAGGAAGGAUCUGAACCAAGCUCUGGUAGGUUGCGCACACACAAACCCCACCCACCACCCACCACACGCCUGUAUGCCAUGCCACCUAUGGACGUGGAUUGGAUGCAGGAGCGCAUCUUCCGAGUGCGCAUGCGUCUGGGCCUGCUGCAGCCCGACGACACGCAGCCCUACAAAGACAUCGGCCGCUCACAAAUCGACACGCAAGAGCACAGAAACCUGGCGCUAGAGGCGGCCUCCAAGGGCAUCGUCUUGCUCAAGAACCGCGUAUCCACUCUCCCCCUCUCGCUGAAACCCGAGCAGCAGAUAGCCGUGAUCGGUCCGGCGGGCGUGGCGAGCACCACGUUGCUGGGCAACUACCAGGGCACACCGCCCUUCAUCCUGGGGCCUGCAGGCCAGACAACAGAGACAGACAGACAGACAGAUGCGGCAGAGCGAUGUGUGUAUCUGUGUCUAUCUGUCUCCCCUCUGCAGAGGGCCUCAUGAAGGUGGUGGGCGACGGGCGCGUCAAAGUGGAGAAGGCCUGCAUGGACGGGGUCAAGUGCGAGGACUACUCCGGGAGGGAGCGGGCUGUGGCGAUGGUCCAGGAGGGCGGUGUGGGAGCGGUGGUGGUGGCUGUUGGGCUGGACCUGACGAUAGAGAGGGAGGGGAUCGACCGGAAAGAGCUUACCCUCCCAGAGAAGGAGGUCAGGAUCGCAUUCGCACCCUCCCAACCAGUGGCUUGUACGGCCCCUCUCUCUCUCUCUCUCUCUGUGCGCGUGUGUGCGUGUGUGCGUGUGUGCGUGUGUGCGUGUGUGUGUGUGUGUGUUCAGGAGGCGCUGGUGAGUGACAUCGGUGCGGAGCUCAAGGCGAGUGGCAAGCCGGGUGUGUUGGUGCUGGCACUGGGCGGGCCGGUGGACGUGUCCAACAUACCGAAUGCCGAUGCGUAUGGGGCUGUCAUAUGGACUGGAUACCCCGGUAGGUGGGUACACAUACAAUAUGACACACUUACAAGUGCUGGGAAGCACAUUUGCUAUGGCGCAAAGAUGGAUGGAUGGAUGGAUGGGCGGUCAUGCAAUGCAGGUCAAGCAGGUGGUGAGGCGUUGGCUCUGAUCCUCGCUGGUAAGGUGUCGCCCUCUGGCCGGCUGCCCUUCACCUUCUACCCCGCCAAGUAUGUGCGUGAGGUGUCCAUGUUCGACAUGACCAUGCGGCCGUCACCGACCAACCCCGGCAGGACAUAGUAAGUAAAUGCCACCACAGACACGGAGAGACCACGCACACACACACACACACAGAGAGAGAGAGAGAGAGGUAUUUGUCCCUCCCUCCCUCCCUCCCUGCCUCCCCUUGAAUCGUUUCAGCAAGUUCUACAAGGACAUCAAAUCAGUGGUGGCGCCGUUCGGUUACGGCCUCUCCUACACCACCUUCUCAUACCACUUCAUCGGCGCGGCGACCGGCCUUUCCUCGCACCCCCCAUCUGCCAACGCUCUCCAGCCCUCCCUCUCCCUCUCGACGCGCCAGCUCUGCCCCCACUCGCCAUGCAGCCACGGCAGUCUCGUCGACGACGCCCAGACGGGCGUCUGGAUGGCCGUCACCGUCACCAACACGGGCGAGGUGGCCAGCGACACAUCCGUCCUGGCAUUCCUCAAACCAGGCUCUGCUCAAGGAGAGGGGGUGUCAGCGCCAAUCAGCCAGCUGGUGGGCUUCGAGCGCACGGGGGUCAUGCAGCCGGGCGAGAAGAGAACGGUCAUGGUGUUCGGGGCCAGGGAGCUGUUUGCGCUUGUGAGGGGCGGUGGGGAGAGGUGGCUGCUGCCGGGCAGUGGUGUGGUGACCAUUGGGGGCCACGCGUACUCGGGGGUGUCGGAGUGGGAUGAUAAUAAGGAUGGGGAGGGAGGCAGCAAUGGCGAAGUGGUGGCUCAUGUGCCGCUGUCUAUCACUGGGGAUGAGGUCAUGGUGUCGAGGGUGCCGUGGGCUUCCGGCCGUCGUGAGCAAGACAUCUUCCUUGACACACUCAUCUACAGCUAGGCUAGUUGGCGUUUCCCACUCACUGUGAAUGUAUGUUGUGUGUAUGGUCAUAUCAUAUGGUGUGUGGUGUAUGUGUGUGUGUGUAUCUGUGAAAAAUGACUGGCGCUCAUAGUGUGGGCAGCUAGGGCAGCUAGCGAUGGAUGCGGCCAUUGAUUGCUAAGUGUAGGUCACUUUGGAGAGCGAUGGAUGGAUGGAUGGAUGGAUCCGUGCGGUGGGUAGGGAAGACAAUGAACACGAGAACACUCUCUCUGCGACUUUGCCCACACGACUU